AUGAUAACAUCGGUCUCUUGUGCCGUGCUACCUCUCCCUAAUUAUAUAAGUACUUCGGCCUACUUCAAGCCUGCCCCAAAAGACCAUCUGUUGUCGAAGUCACUUGCCUCUCCAUCUCGUUAUUCCAGCCAUUGGAUUGGUAUCCGAGCUUGUGUUUAUCAGCUCCCAGCUACGAUUGACAACUUUAUUGUUCUUGUUUAUAAGCCACCCUGUUGAACGUAUAGCGUGGUGUAGUAUGAGCCUCUUAAUUGCGAUCGCAUGGAUUAUGGCAAUCACGGAAGUGGUUAUCAAUGUUGUUGCAGAUAUUUGGUUCCGCAUUUGGACUCUUGGAUGUAGUGACUGGUCUUACAAUCCUCGCAGUGGGCAACUCCCUUGCAGAUCUCAGAAAAACAGACAUGAACAUGGCCGCGGCUGCUGCAAGUCCUUUCCCAAAUCAUGGGCUUCUCCACAUGCUUCAGUGUGUCUACGGUCGAGUUUUUCCUCGACAUCGGUAUCGCCGGCUCUUACGCGGUCUUGCAAGCUGGGAGCGAGCUGUGUAUACUAUAUGGUUGACGCGUAUUUAUUGAAAUUGCGGGCGGAGGGACAACACUUGUACUUAUUAUUAUUAUUAUUAUUAUUAUUGAAUAUCUUAAAGGUUACGCGCGUACCGCCUACAUAAUAGCCACCUACUUAUGUACACUUCCAUCUCCCUGGAUCAUCUUAUGUAUACUACUUAUCGCCACUUAUACGUUGGCUUAUCUAAUUGCACAAGGUCGCACCUGUUUAUUCUCUUAGGUUCGCAUUAUCGGCACAUUGGU
Suillus plorans is the source of this 797-nucleotide messenger RNA. RefSeq lists its product as uncharacterized. Bases 236 to 658 code for a protein of 140 amino acids. The transcript has 3 exons. The record is from RefSeq and is a predicted model, not a curated record. NCBI's taxonomy places the organism in Eukaryota, Fungi, Basidiomycota, Agaricomycetes, Boletales, Suillaceae.